CAAUAACCUCACUUUUACUUUAAUGGCGGGUGCGCUUGCGUGAUGCCGGCUGCAUGUUAUUAUUGCUGCUUUUAGUUUGGUUUGGCGUCCGUUUAAAUUGUAGCGUCGAUUGUAUUCGCCGUUUUGAACUCAUCUCCACAUAAUUUAAAUAAUUGACAAUGGUGGCUCAGAAGAGAGGUCGCGGCGCGAAGGCCCAGGCGGCUAAGAAGCAGGCUGCGCAGGCGGUGGAGGAGGUGCCGGAGGAGGUGGCGGAGGCCGUGGAGCCCGAGGAGAACAAUGGGGACUCGGAGCAGGUCGAACAAGGCGAUGAAGGAGGGGCCGGUGACGCCCCCGGCGAAGAGGCCUCGCAGGCGGAGGUCGAGGCCGCUGAGGCCGGCGGCGAGGCACCCGCAGAGGAGCCCAAGGAGGAGAAGGUGGAGUCCGGCAAACUGCUGGUCGAGAACCUGCCUGCGAGCUACCUAUUUGACUACCAGGAUAAACUGAAGGAGCUGUUCUCCAAGUAUGGGGAGAUUAAUGCAAUCAAACGUGGUCCGAUCAUUGUUACUGAACAGACCAUUACGCCGACACUUUCGGCUAUAGUCGAAUUUAAAAACAAAGACAGCCUGGAUAAGGCCCUCUCCGAGCAAGGGCUCGUCAUCGACGGUUCCCGUAUCUCAGUGGCCGUCGAGUCGCGCGCUGAGACUGCCGUGCUCGUCGGCGUGCCGUACGAGGCGGGCACGGAGUACGUGCGUAGACUGUUCAACCAGUGCGGCGAGGUGGCGCACAUACAUGAGUUUAGCAAGACCAAGUACAAGAUCCUCCGGGUGACGUUCCACAAUAAGGAGUCCGUCGAAAAGGCCCUGAAGCUGGACCGCGAGCUGCGCGUCAACGGGUUCCUGGUGACCGUCUCAAAGUAUCGCGACGAGGACGAGCAGAAGGCGCACUCCGCCAACGCUAACAAGAACAAGCGGCAGCACCCGCAGCAGCAGAACCGCAACGUAAACACUAACACCAAUGUUAGCCCCAGCGCCAAUCCGAACCCCAACCGCCAGAACAACUACCGGCCGCGCGGUGGCGCAUUCAACGCGCGCGGCAAUUUCAGAGGCGGUCGCGGACGCGGCGGUUUCCCCACGCGCGGGUUCCCGGCUCGCGGCGGAUUCGGCGCACACGUAAAUAGCUACGCCAUGCCCGGAUUCAUGAAGUUGUACCUGUUGUAAGUCCGACGCGACCGCAGGGCGGUUUUAUGAACGACGGCCAGCGGCCGAACAAGCGGCCCCGGCUGUAAGCGGCCCUCAGAAUCCGUGUGUGUGUGCGUCCUACAGACUACAGUGACAUGUUACUUGCAGUAUCAUAUAAUAAAUCUAGCGAAUUGUAUUUACAAGUGCAUGGAAUAUAGGAGUAAGUUAUUGUCUCUUUGCAGGUAAUAAAUACUAUUACUAACAAUUAGUUGUUAGUAAUAGUAUCGUUUCCAAAGUCCGUUGUCAAUGUUGGAAUUCGUUGGUGCCAUUCAAUAAUUUUUCAUUUCUCGUGAUCUGAAAGAGGGUUUGUUCUAAAAGUUGUGCAGAAAAUGAUACGUGUCUGCACUAAAUAAUUUUACGUUCGAAGUACGAUUUUUCUUUUACUAUAAGCACUUAAAUUUUGAGUUUAAAUAUUUUGAUUCCAUAAAUAACUACUUUGCCUAAAUUGUUAAUUGAAAGUACCCUCAAGAAAUACUGUAAAAAAUUAUACUUUGUCAUGUUUUUCAAAAAACACAUACAUUUUACUUUCCUCGUAUUCAAAAUGAAAUGUAGAGUGUUUAACUUGGGUGAAAGGCAUUUCAGCUUCAAAAUACCUCGGCAGAAAUGAGUGCCUUUCAUCCCUUCGUUAACAAUCUAUUACGAAGAUAUAGAUAUCCAUUUAAUUCACAAUAAAAAUAGCGAAAGUAAAAAAUUCCUAAACCUAUUUUCCCCGACUUAUCUUGUUUUUUGUAUGAAAAUUAUAAUAAAACUUAUUAUAAAUGUCUGUUAAUGUGCACACAUGAAUCCAAUGACUCGUUUACAGCGGAAUUAUGAUUGAAUUUUUGUCAACAAUUAUUUUCGAUGAACUGCCACAUUGAUAACGGGAUUUGUUUAUUUCGUAUACCAAAUGUGUCAUUCUCAACCAAAAGGGUACUUAUUGUCGGUUGUCAACAAGGCGCUAUUUCCGUAUAGCUUAAAUUUGAAAUCGACCUUAUUGACAAGCGACAAUGUGGUACCUUUUGGUUGGGAACGUCACAAAUAGACUUUCUUUUGUCCUGUGAAUUUCAAUGACGUGUUACUGUAUACCAUGGAUUUAUUUGAUUGUAUUUACAUAAGUGUAUGAAAUUAAAUUAGAAAUAAGUUAUCGUUUUUUUGCAGGCAAUUUAUCAAUUAAUAAUCGGUAGCAGGGCGUAGGCAGGUACAGGCACGGGGGGGCAUCUGCCUCCCCUCCCUGGAAAUUUCACAUACAAUGUAUGGCCCUCUGCGGCCUCUGCUCCCCCCCUAGGCCUUUCCCUGCCCUAGUUCACUGGCUGGUUACGCCCAUGUUUAAACGUCACGAUUUAUCUUAUAUUUGUUGAUUAAAUUUGAUGUUUCGUUGACAAAAACUUGGCUCCCUCAUGGAUUUAUUUCAUUGUAAUACAUAAGUGUAUGAAAUGAAAUUAGAAAUAAGUUACUUAUUGUCUUUUUGCAGGUAAUAAAUUUAUCAAUUAAUAAUCA
Messenger RNA from Cydia strobilella, 2693 nucleotides. RefSeq lists its product as uncharacterized. Lineage: Eukaryota; Metazoa; Arthropoda; Insecta; Lepidoptera; Tortricidae. The transcript is spliced from 11 exons. Gene Ontology annotation, biological process: regulation of gene expression. Gene Ontology annotation, cellular component: chromatin; nucleoplasm. The coding region runs from base 159 to 1196 and encodes 345 amino acids. The record is from RefSeq and is a predicted model, not a curated record. Gene Ontology annotation, molecular function: RNA binding.